GUCUCCACAACUGGAGGAGAAGAUGAGGCGACGCCUCAAGGAGUGCGUUUGCUACCACAACGACAUAGACAGGUGUGUUCAGCGACUGAGUUCCCUGCUGGGCCCCGUGAUGCUGGGACAGUUCCUCACAGACAUCGUCACCAUCAGUGCCAGUGCCUUUGUAGCUACAAUGCUGAAAGCGGACUCGGGGUGGCUGUUGAAGUACGGCUCAUAUCUGUCUGGCACGAUCGAGCACAUGUUCCUGUUCUGUUGGUUCGGCAACGACAUUUUGACGGAGAGCGAGCGGCUGCAGCUGUCGGCGUACAGCAGCGACUGGGCGGACGCCUCGCCUCGCUUCCGGAAGGAGUUGCGGAUCUUCCUGUGCCGCAGCCAUCGGCCGCUCAUCCUCACCGCCAGCAAGUUCUGCGCCAUCUCCAGGCAGACAUUCCUCCGGCUGAUGAACGCUUCCUAUUCGUACUUCGCGCUGUUGAAUCAGCUGAGCUCCGAAUGACUGAUGUCGUGCUGCCUCCC
Molecule: messenger RNA, 510 nt
Organism: Schistocerca nitens (vagrant locust)
Lineage: Eukaryota; Metazoa; Arthropoda; Insecta; Orthoptera; Acrididae
Product: odorant receptor Or2-like
Exons: 5
Coding region: 23-490 (155 amino acids)
Biological process (GO): sensory perception of smell; detection of chemical stimulus involved in sensory perception of smell
Cellular component (GO): plasma membrane
Molecular function (GO): olfactory receptor activity; odorant binding
Source: RefSeq, a predicted model, not a curated record